Branchiostoma floridae (Florida lancelet) is the source of this 2619-nucleotide messenger RNA. RefSeq lists its product as uncharacterized. The record is from RefSeq and is a predicted model, not a curated record. Lineage: Eukaryota; Metazoa; Chordata; Leptocardii; Amphioxiformes; Branchiostomatidae. Bases 1 to 2616 code for a protein of 871 amino acids. The transcript is spliced from 10 exons.
AUGUCUUGUUUUUCCUACAGAGUCGGAGAAGAGAAGGAGAAAGCCGUGGAGACCUUACAGACAGAAAGACAGACGUACGGACAGAAGUUACAACAGUUAGAACAGGAGCACCAGAAAACCCUGCAGGCCAUACAGGACCAGUAUCAGCACCUGGCUCAGGAGAGGGACCACAUACAGUCUCGGGCAGCCAUGGCAGAGCAACAGUACCAGGAGACCCAGGCCUUGCUGACUUUGUACCAGCGACAGAUCACAGAACAGCAGGAGAUGGUCAACGAGAAGCUGAAUGAGUCGCUCAAUGAGCUGCUAUCUUCACCAAGGAGGUUGUCACCACAGGUGCCAGAAACUGUACCGCAUACAGCAAUGCCUGCGUCUACUGUAGGGUUCACACCACCUCAGAGGUUAGACAGGGGUGUACAGGAUCCUGUCCCUCCACAGAGGUAUGCCAACCUCUACACCCCUCAAGUCAACAUGGUACAGCCUGGUGCUGAGGUCUCUUUGAGAGGAAUGUCCCGCGUGGGACCUACCACUCAUGGGAAACAGGGGGAAACAGACCUCAGUGGUUCUUAUAGGCCAAAGGAGUGCACAGUUCCAUCCAGAGAUGUGAUUUACUCUGACAAUGAAGACACAGUGUACACAGGAAAGUAUGCUGUCCACUAUUACAUGGACCAUCCAGAGAGGAUCCAGUCCAACCUCCCGCCCGGCGCGUUACCGUCUGACCGGCCCGCCCCUCCCCAGUACAACUCCGUCAUUCCCUCACACGACCCCGAAACACACAGCGCUCACAGCGCCAGUUCGGUCAUCUCUUCCGUGCGAUCCACACCGCCCACGAACCAUGAUCUGCCCAAACCAUCGUCUUUGCCGGCAGAGACUUUCUUCCCCUACUCUAGCCAGCAGUCUAGUUCUCAGUACUCCUCUGCAGACUUCCAGCCGUUAAAACCCGAGCUGGAUUUCGAUUCGCAGUCGACGCAAGCAGGCCGCGAAAUCGCAUCUCAAAUAAGGACUGAACAGCAGGGCUAUGUGUACGACAAGUCACAGACAAAUGGACACGCUCACUAUAGAGUUGAACAAAACGGGAUUGGUGCCCAAGUGCAUCAUGGGUUAAUGGCAAUGCAUGAUGGGAAGGAUGGUACGGAGGAGGCGUUGUCACGGCAACAGGCGUGGGAACAGCAGAGAGAACAGCUGAUGGCACAGAAGGAGAGACUGAUAGAGGAGCAGGAGAGGUUGAGGAGGAUGCUGGCAGCACAAGAGGACCAACUGAACCUGAAGAGGGCUCAGCUGCACAGACAACAGGUAAGACAUAAGGGCAGGCUGCAGUUCUUUGAGGAGAUGGGGCGUUUUCCUUCCGACUCCAGCGUGGCUUCCUCAGUGCGCAGCUCUAUCCCAUCCACGGACCGUAAACUGCCCCGUGCGCCUGUCUCACGCCCAUCCAGUCAGCCCCGCCAACCAUCUCGAACAUCGAAGGAAUCCGGGAGAAGAAGAAACAUGAAACGCCAACAAGAACUCCCCACGGAUCCUAGAAUGGAUAAUCCCAGUAGGCAUGGUGUUGAACCGUUUGACUGGGACCACACCUAUGACUACAGCCAUCCCACCUACAUACAGACAAACGUAUCGCAGGAGGCCGGGGUUUCAGAUCCAUCCAGUCUGGGAAGAGGAUACAGACAAGGGAAGCCCAGAACCGACAUGCCUAGGUACGAUCAGUGGUUACAGGUGGACACAGACGGAACAUCGGACCAGGUCUCCUCCCAGGAGCUGUCCCCACCCUCCACCAAGUACCCCCCCUCAGAACCCGGCUUCAAGUCUCCCGUAAGACUCUCCAAGCCUGAGACUACCGGGGGACCAGGGAAACAACAGGACACUCCUGUUACUGAACCCAUCCGAGCUGCUACAGCAGAGAAGGGGGUGGGGGGCGAGACUGCAGGGGAUGAUGGGAAGGAGCAGGAGAGGCCCAGGUCAAGGGUCAGCGAUGCCAGCUCCAUCAAGGGUUUUGCCUCCCUGUACCCAGGGGAGCAGAAGAACUCCCCAGGGACAGUUGCAGGUACCACAGCAGACAUGGCCACCUCCCCAGCCUACACAGAGUCCAGUGUACAGACAGACGGAGGUACUGUGUCUGUGGGCACCUCUCCUGUGCACUUCUCACAGAUCAACUCACAGAACAAGCAAAGGCCUGCUAGCAGCACUGGCAGCUUCUUGUCAUCUUUGGUGGACAUAGUGGACUUGGUGGAUCGGAAUUCCAUCACGUCAGAACCUCCGUCAUUGGGUAGUCAUUCUGGACAUCGCCAUGGCAGCAGGGUCACGCCCCUUCACCAUGGAAACAAGUCGUCACGUCCAAACAGCAGGCAACGUCCAUGGACCGCACCAUCUUCCGAGAAAAAGGGGGUGAUAGGACAUGGAAGGAUUGGGUCAAUAGGUCGGGAGGGGGGGUCAAGGUAUGACAGGACUGCGCCAUUGGGAAGGGAGGGGGUGUCGGGGUACGACCGGACUGUGCCAUUAGGUCAGGAGGGGGUGACAGGGUAUGAUCGAGGUAUCAGUCCAGACCUGUUUGCAGAUGACGAAGAGGAAGAGUCCAUUACGGAACAGGAGUCCAGAAUUCUAGAGGAAGUCUUCUUCUUGAAGUAAACU